AUUCCUCAUCCAGGAACAUAUCUAUGUGCAGUGAUGGAGGAUGUGUGUCACAACUCUCAAGAGAAUACAGGAAAUGCAGAAUUAACAACGGAAUUAACAGAAAUGGAGUCAUGGGACAGCACUGGCGUCAGCAGCAAGAACAUCAUCCUGAGUGCCAGUCAGUGCUCAGAGGAGAAUGUUUUGAAAUGCACAUUCAAGGCCUGUGAUCCAGAACAAACAGGAGAGGUGUCUGUUUUCCGAAUCAUUGAAUACUUACAGGAGAUGACCGGGCAGAGCUUUGAAGACUGGAGGUUUCAGUCUCUCUAUACAAGACUGGAUCCAGAAGAGAGAGGCAUUGCUGUUGACUUUCCUACCUUUCAUCAAGUCAUGAAGGACUGGAUAUCAGAUUGCAGAAAAGAUGGAGAAGAGGCGGCAGAUUUGAUGAACAGCAUUGAAGAUUUGCAGCAUGGGAACAAGCAGCUAGCUGUGCAGAACAUCAAGUUGCAAAGGACGAUUGAGACUGCAGAAGAGCUCAAUUUGCGACUUUCUGAGGAGAUUGUUGAGCUGAAAGGAAAGCUGAGAGUCACCCAGCAAGCCCUAGAACAAGCUAGAGCAGUGGCAAAUGAAUUAGAAGAUCUGAAGUUUUUUUGCAAAAAUUUGGAAGAGGAGAACAGCAAAUUUCACACGCAAGGUCGGCAGCUGGAAAAAGAACAGCAGUGCCUCUUGAUUCAAGUAGAUAGCCUGCAGGAAGAGAACAGGAAGUUGCUUCUGGAAAAAGAAAACUGUAAGAAUAAAAUCAAACAGCUGUGUACAGAGAAGGCCAAAAUUAAGUCUCAGCUCUAUGAGUGUGAAAAUCUUAUCUCUUGCAAAGAUACAGACCUUAACAAGAAACAGAAACAAACUGAAGAGUUGACAGUGACUCUAGAUGAAUACCAAAUGAUGGUACAGAAAUUGAAACUGGAAGUCCUCAGGCUUCAAAAGCAGCUAUGCCAUUCCUGUGAAGAUAGAAAAGGGCAAGUAUUAAAUUCCCUAGAAAAUGUGAAGACCUGCUGCGUACAGGCCGGAGCACAGCCACUCUCUGUGGAGAUUGAAGAAUCCCAGAAAGGAUCAAUCAGUUCAAAGGCAGAUAGUACCCAAAUGUUACUGCAAAAGAUAUACAGAUCAUCUCAUUUGAGCCUUGUGACAGAUGUUCAAUCCACAUUGAAGGAUCAGGAAUACAGGCAGCAGCAGGAACAUCGUACAUCAGAGCUGGUAGAAAGCAUGAAGGAACAAACCCAGGGUAGUUUAGCAAGUGAACAGAGUGGCAACAGCAAGCUUGGAGUGACUCAAAAAAGCAGCAAGAUGGAGACAUCAACACAUUUUGAACUUGGAGAAGAGGAUGAAUAUACUAACCUUCCAGAAAUCCCAGAAAUCAGCUCAGCAGAACUCAGGUGUGAACCAGCCCCUGAAGAACAGGCUUUAAUCCCAGUGUACCAUGAGCUAGUGCCAGCUGGUAGGAAGAAGCUGUUCAACAAAUGGUUUGCGAGUCUGACAGAAUGGUUCCUUGAUGUUCCUUUAGGAUACCUGUUACUGCUCAUCUUGCAGAAACUAGUGCUUCUUGGGCUUCUCAUUGCAUGUGUUUCAUUACUGACAAUAGUCUAUUUAGUGCCACCGUAUGGCCAUCAUCUUGUCUGGACUGAACCCAGGGGAAAUCCUUGGCCUCAGCUGCAACUGCAGUACCUACGACCACCACCCAUCUAGUGUUGUUCCUCUUCAUCAAUUUGGGCAAAGGAAAGGAAGCUGAUCAGAAAGACCAAUAUGCUGUAUAAAAAUAAAUCUGUGGAA
This is a messenger RNA of Heteronotia binoei (common prickly gecko), 1803 nucleotides long. RefSeq names its product KASH domain containing 5 (gene KASH5). Gene Ontology annotation, molecular function: dynein complex binding. The record is from RefSeq and is a predicted model, not a curated record. Gene Ontology annotation, cellular component: nuclear outer membrane; meiotic nuclear membrane microtubule tethering complex; meiotic spindle pole. The transcript is spliced from 16 exons. Gene Ontology annotation, biological process: homologous chromosome pairing at meiosis; spindle assembly; spindle localization. Lineage: Eukaryota; Metazoa; Chordata; Lepidosauria; Squamata; Gekkonidae. The coding region runs from base 34 to 1719 and encodes 561 amino acids.